UAAUUAGCACGCGCUAGCUGCGCUUCGAAUUUUCUCUCGUUACGAAAGCACUCGAUUACUCAAGCUCUCCGCCACCGAAUCUUUCCAGGACAAGCGAAUCGUGAGAAACAAGCGGCGAUAAGACGCGCUGAUAAGACGACGCGUCGCGGCUAUAUAACGAACGGAGCAACAAGUUUCGUGUCAUAAACCGAUCGCCAGGGGAAACCGUGAUUCCUAUAUAUAUACAUACAGUUCGCGAGAAAGUACGACGGAAAAGAAAGCUCGCGAUGUCUGCUAAGAGGCUGUUCGUGUGCUUGGCGAUAGCACUGGUCGCCGUGAUCGCCACCGAGGUCGCUUCGGCCCCGGGCAUCGAGAGCUACGCGAACAAGGACGGGAACAAAUCGCACCACUUUUACGUCGGCUACAGGGUGGCCGGCGACAAGCUGAUCUACCGCGAGAAUAUCAUCGUGGACAGCAGCUGGCUGCAGGUGAAGAGCAAAACGAAGACGUUCAACACCACCUCGCUGUGGGAGAAGAUCACCUACGUGCAGGCUCUUGAUCAGAAAACCAACGGCAACGGCGCGUACGUCUCCCUGAUCAGCGGCGGACCCGGACAGAACAGCGUCACCCUCAAGUUCAAGAGCCAGAGGGGUCACGGGAUCAACUUCGUCGUCGAGCUUUACGGCCGUUGAAACGACCGAGGCAUCCGACGACGAUGAUGCCCGGCAGAGCAAACGUUCAACUCUGUACAUCUAACUUGUAAAAAAAUUGUUUAACGAAAACGAUGUUUAUUUCGAUGUAUUUGUUGCUGUUUAUCCGCAUUCGAUACGCUCGAAUCCGAGGACACACUCUCUAACGCCGAUUAUGUGAAGACAAUAAAAGCUUGAGAUCGUUGCAGAACGUU
This is a messenger RNA of Megalopta genalis, 883 nucleotides long. Its product is annotated as putative salivary secreted peptide. NCBI's taxonomy places the organism in Eukaryota, Metazoa, Arthropoda, Insecta, Hymenoptera, Halictidae. The record is from RefSeq and is a predicted model, not a curated record.